Messenger RNA from Felis catus (domestic cat), 2316 nucleotides. It is a transcript of the gene RNF34, whose product is annotated as ring finger protein 34. The record is from RefSeq and is a predicted model, not a curated record. The transcript is spliced from 7 exons. The coding region runs from base 285 to 1544 and encodes 419 amino acids. Gene Ontology annotation, molecular function: ubiquitin protein ligase activity. Gene Ontology annotation, cellular component: plasma membrane; cytoplasm. Gene Ontology annotation, biological process: protein K48-linked ubiquitination; negative regulation of extrinsic apoptotic signaling pathway via death domain receptors; proteasome-mediated ubiquitin-dependent protein catabolic process. NCBI's taxonomy places the organism in Eukaryota, Metazoa, Chordata, Mammalia, Carnivora, Felidae.
UGACGUCGGGACGCUAGGUCGCCGCGGGAGGCGCCGUAAUCGCCGCCCAGAAGGAAGGAGGGCGGCUGUGCGAGGAGCUGCUAUGGUGCUUAGUUCCCCGGCAGAGCCGACCGAGACGCGGCGGUCGCGGCCAUGAAGAUCUGUCUUCCUAUGGGGUGGUGGCAUUGUGGUCAACUAGACGACAAGCAACUGUUGGUCUGCUGUGCUGGUGACUGGCCUGUUAACAAGACCAAUAGGCGACAGAGCUAAAGUCAUGCUUUCAAACUGGUGCGGGUGCCACGUCUAUGUGGGCUUCGUGCUGUGGGCUGCUGAAUGAAGUCAUGGGAACUGGAGCUGUCCGGGGCCAGCAGUCAGGAUUUGCAGGAGGCACCGGUCCAUUCAGAUUUGCACCAAACUCUGAUUUUUCCACUUACCCACCAGCACCUACGGAAGGGCCUAAUAUAGUUUGCAAAGCCUGUGGACUUUCAUUUUCAGUCUUUAGAAAGAAGCAUGUGUGCUGUGACUGCAAGAAGGAUUUUUGCUCCGUCUGUUCAGUCUUACAAGACAAUCUCCGUAGAUGUUCCACUUGUCACUUACUACAAGAGACGGCCUUUCAGCGCCCACAGUUAAUGCGACUAAAAGUCAAGGAUCUCCGGCAGUAUCUCAUUCUUCGAAACAUCCCCAUUGACACCUGUCGAGAGAAGGAAGACUUGGUAGAUCUCGUUCUCUGCCACCGCGGGCUGGGCUCUGAGGACGACUUGGACACGAGCAGUCUGAAUUCCUCACAGUCCCAGACUUCUAGCUUUUUCACACAUUCAUUUUUUUCAAACUACACAGCCCCUUCUGCUACCGUGUCUUCGUUUCAGGGAGAGCUUAUGGGUGGAGACCGGACCUUGGCAUCUGGAGCGCUGGCACAGGUACAAAGUGAAAUAGCUUCAGCAAACACAGAAGAAGAAGAAGAAGAUGAUGAUGAUGAUGAUGAUGAUGAAGAUGAUGAGGAUGAUGAGGAUGAUGACGAUGAAGAAAACUUGGAGGAGCGGACGCCCGGCCUCUCCAAGAAGCGAGUGAGAGCUUCGCUCUCUGACCUGUCGAGCCUUGACGAGGUGGAAGGGAUGAGCGUGCGGCAGCUGAAGGAGAUCCUGGCUCGGAAUUUUGUCAACUAUUCUGGCUGUUGUGAGAAAUGGGAGCUGGUAGAGAAAGUAAACCGGUUAUACAAAGAGAAUGAAGAAAACCAAAAGUCAUCAGAGGGAACUGAGGUGCAGAGAAGUUACAACCCUGGGCUCAUUCGACGGCCGCUGCGGUCACCCCAGAUGCCUGCUGAGCGCCCGUCGGGCAGCGCGGUGCCUGCAGCCCCAGCUGUCUGUUGCCUUUCAGAUGGUGAGCGGCUGCAGCUGCAGGAUGAGGAAGAUGACAGCCUGUGCCGUAUCUGCAUGGACGCCGUCAUCGACUGUGUCCUGCUCGAGUGUGGGCACAUGGUCACCUGCACCAAGUGCGGCAAGCGCAUGAGCGAGUGUCCCAUCUGCCGGCAGUACGUGGUGCGCGCCGUGCAUGUGUUCAAGUCCUGAAGCCCAGGUUCUUCCCGACAGGGCGCUCGCCCCAAGCUUGAUCCCAGACAUUUCAAUGCACAGAAGGGACUGGAAACUUACUGUUCAGAGGCUGAGACUAUUUUUAAAGAUUAUUUUCACUACUAACUGGGAACAGAAAGAUUCGAUCCUAAGUUGUGGCAACAUUGGUCCAUGCCAUGCACCUAUCAGCCUGUGGACAAGCCGUUUCCCAGGUUUUGCUGGGUUUCAUCCCAUGUCCAUGAUCACUAAUUGCUGACGAAGUCAGACUGCUUACAGCGUCAGCUACUGCUCCCUUUGGAGAACACUUAUCCUGUUCUCUUAUUUCUCCUUCAUCCUAUUUUUAACUUAAACUACUCAGAUGUUUGAAACUUCUGUUCUUUGGAUGAGAUCACUGUCCACAAGUGGCCAACACGGUACACGCUGAGCAGUGGCCUCUCUAAUGUUCACUUUAUUAGUCAUGUAUAUUUUAAAUGCUACUAUUUGAUGAAUGUAAGUUUCCACAUUGUUGCUAUUUCUGCGUUUAAACGUAAUUGGGAACAAAGGACAUUCUAUAGUCAACUGCCAGGGCCUUAGAUCCAACAUGUCCAUUUCUGUUCAGGUACAGCUUUUUAGAGUAAGGGCUGCCUCUGGCUUCGUUCAUUAGAGAAGUGUGUGUGUUAAAAUCUUUAUUCACGUGUAAUCAGUUUACACUGUUUUGUAUAGUGAAAGUGUAUUUUCAGUGCUACUGCUAGCUAAUUUGAACUUUAGGAAUAAAAUUAGAUUUUAAAAAAUG